This is a messenger RNA of Zymoseptoria tritici IPO323, 1356 nucleotides long. It is a transcript of the gene MgLEN3, whose product is annotated as lipolytic enzyme. The record is from RefSeq and is a predicted model, not a curated record. Bases 1 to 1356 code for a protein of 451 amino acids. The transcript is spliced from 2 exons. Lineage: Eukaryota; Fungi; Ascomycota; Dothideomycetes; Mycosphaerellales; Mycosphaerellaceae.
AUGAGCAAUGCGUUCUCACACGCAUUUCCUUUCGACUCAAUAUGGUCUCUACGAAACAGCAUUGUAUACGGAGACCAUGUCCCACCAAACCCUCCUCAUGGUCACUGGGUGGAUACAUGGACGGCAAUGCCUCAAUUGACCGAACCAGGCAACCUCCCGCCUCCGCCAUACAACGGCACCACCACUAUUUUCUCCAACUCCACCAUUCGUCAAACGAUCCGUACCACGACCCAAGCCACCACAUUCCGUAUCCGCCUAUCCAAUGCCUUCGGCCUCACACCCCUCCCUAUAACGGCCAUGACCGUCGCCCUCCCCCUCGCCCUCGACCGCUCUCAAAACCUCACCGGCUCGCCCUACAUCAACACCACUUCCCUCAUCCCCCUGACCUUCUCCCACGCCUCCAACAUCAUCCUCCCUCCCGGCUCUCUCGCCGUCUCCGAUCCCAUCACCUUCCCGCACUCCCUCCCAGCGAACUCGAUCCUCUCUCUCACCCUCUAUCUCGCGACCGGCCAGUCAGGUGGCGCCAUAACCUCCCACCCCGGCUCUCGCACCGAAUCCUUCCUUUCCCUCGGUGACCUCACUCAUUCCGCAAACCUCACUUCUCCAAGUGCAAUCUCCUUGUUCCACUGGUACUUCAUCUCCGCAGUAGAAGCCUGGUCGCCGCACUCCACUUCCGCUCUCGCAAUCCUAGGCGACUCCAUCACAGACGGUCGCGGCUCAUUCCUCAACGCGAACAAUCGCUGGCCGGACUUGCUCUCUUCUCGUCUGCAAGCUCCCAGCUCAAAGCAGAAAGACAUCGCUAUCCUCAACCAAGCAGCGGGAGGAAACCGCCUUCUCGCUGAUGGUCUUGGACCCUCCGGUCUCGAGCGGAUAGAGCGAGACAUUCUCUCUCACUCGGGCGUCAAGUACGCAUUGGUCUUCCUCGGCGUGAACGAUAUUGGGACUGCCCCUUCCACGACCGCCGCGCAGACCGCUGUAGGCGAUGCGAUUAUCCAUGGAUAUCAACAGGUCAUCACGAGAAUUCACGCGCAUGGCGUUCCGGUUUGGGGUGGGACGAUAACGCCGUUUGGAUGUGCUAAUCAGACGCUGCAGCCGUACUCGACGGGGGAGAGGGAGGUGACUAGGGUGAGGGUCAACAAUUGGAUUCGGGACAGUGUUGGCAAACUCGGAGGUUUCGACGGGCUGAUUGACUUUGAUGAGGUUGUAAGGGAUGGGAAGAAUCAGACGAGACUGCUGGGGAGGUAUGAUAGCGGGGAUUGUUUGCAUUUGAAUCCGGAUGGGUAUGCGGCGAUGGCGAGAGGGUUUCCGUUGGGGCUUUUUGAGCAGUUCAAGGGUGGUGUGGAUGGGUUUGUGUGA